AUGUCUCUCGUCAACCUUGCCUCCGUGUGCGCACACUUGAACAAUGCAACCAAGGCUCGCCUCGGCCUCACCUCCAUUCCAAACAGCAACCUCCACUUGAAGCUUUGCCAAGCACUGCAGAAUUCGGGCUACAUCUCCUCUGUUGUCCGCGGAGGCCCAACCCCCCCACCCGCACACCCUAUUCUUGGCCACCCAUCAGCCAACGAUGAGAUUGAAGGUGUUGAGCCAAUCACACGGGACAAUGUUGCUUCACGACGUCUGUGGAUCGGUCUGAAGUACUGGCGCAAUGAGCCGGUUCUAGGCAAGAUGCAGCUGGUUAGUAAACCAAGACGACGAGUUCACAUCGAUGUUGAGGGCUUGCGACGGGUUGUCCGUGGAGAGGAAGCCAGUUACGUUGGUGGGCUGCGCUCGCCUGGUGAGAGUCUAUACCUCUCGACAGACCAAGGAAUCCUGGAGGCACGCGAAUGUGUGGAGAGAAAAAAAUCGGGGGCUUGGUUCUGUGUCGUGUACAAUAAGCCUAAUACUGUUUCUCACAACAAAGAAAUAUGCCUUUGGUGGGUGGAAGAACGGAUACCAGGGCUCCCUUUUUGCAUCUAUCUGGAGUUUGUUGGUUAG
This is a messenger RNA of Penicillium taxi, 615 nucleotides long. Its product is annotated as mitochondrial 37S ribosomal uS8m domain-containing protein. Gene Ontology annotation, cellular component: mitochondrion; ribosome. The coding region runs from base 1 to 615 and encodes 204 amino acids. NCBI's taxonomy places the organism in Eukaryota, Fungi, Ascomycota, Eurotiomycetes, Eurotiales, Aspergillaceae. Gene Ontology annotation, molecular function: structural constituent of ribosome. The record is from RefSeq and is a predicted model, not a curated record. The transcript has a single exon. Gene Ontology annotation, biological process: translation.